Messenger RNA from Camellia sinensis, 1021 nucleotides. NCBI's taxonomy places the organism in Eukaryota, Viridiplantae, Streptophyta, Magnoliopsida, Ericales, Theaceae. The record is from RefSeq and is a predicted model, not a curated record.
AUGGAUUUAAUCAAGAAUUUGCCUGCUGAUUUGGAUCUUGGACUGUGGUUGCUGUCUGUAGUGGUUGCUGGUUUGGUAUUUGUUUCUGUAUUGCAAGCUCUAGUGGUGUGUUGUAGGUAUCUGUUGGUUUUUCAUCAACAGGCACUUGGUUUGGUGCAUAUCAAUCAUUCGGAGUCUCUCUUGGAUCUACAUGGUGAUCACCUCCCCCUUUCUCUUCUCUCACGCCUCACGCCUCUGUGUCUCUUCUCUCUCACGCCUCACGCUGCCCUCCUCUCUGUUACUGGAGCAUCACCGCAAGGGUUAGACGAGCACACCGUAAGGGUUAGCACUACCAUCGCUUUGUCUCGGUUUAUAUUUGAUGCUGCUGCAAAGUUCUGUGUUGAUAUUGCAACUCAUCAGCAUGGAUGUUGUGUUCUGAAUCGAUGCAUUGAUAAGUCAGUUGGGAAAUAUCAGGAAAAGUUGGUUGCAGCAAUUGCUGCUUAUGGGCUUCUUCUUGCUCAAGAUGCUUUUGGAAAUUAUGUUGUCCAAUACGUUAUACAGGAGAUCCCUUUAGCUGCUGCCGGCUUGAUUUCUCAGUUUGAAGGGCACUAUGUGCACCUCUCGAUGCAAAAAUUCAGCAGUCAUGUUGUUGAAAAAUGCCUCAAACAUUUUGAAGAGAGCCGUCCAAGAAUCAUCCAUGAAUUGCUUUCAGUGCCUCACUUUGAACAGUUGCUGCAAGACCCUUUUGCCAACUAUGUCAUUCAAUCUGCACUUGAAGUUAGCAAGGAACAAUACUGGGCUCCUCCAAACUUCAGACGAUCAUUGUCAGUGAAAUUGAAGUUUUUGGCUGCUAGUAGGAAAUUAAUUAAGGUGAUGUUUAUGUUCGUCCAUCUGCAAAAAUACAUCCAACUGCUAAGAUUGGCCCUAAUGUUUCAAUCUCAGCAAAUGUUCGUAUAGCAGCAGGUGUAAGGCUUAUAAGUUGCAUCAUCUUAGAUGAUGUUUAAAUAAAGGAAAAUGCAGUAGUUAUGCAUGCUAUUGUUAG